AUGCGCCCACUUAUUUCAAAAUCCUCCUUUUUCUUUAAUGGGAGACGUCGAAGAAAGCUUAGCAUGAAAGAAAUUGACCUUUUCACAAAGCUUCCUUCAUUUAGCCACCUUUCCCCACGUGCUUGCCUUAAUCAAGUUUCCAAGCUCAUUGUACAUUUGGAAGCUGCAAUCUGGCGAGCACACUGCCAUGGACAAAGAUUACUAUUAGAUCUUGCCCGCCUUGCUUGGCAAACACAAAGAUCUUUGCCCACAAGCAACUAG
This is a messenger RNA of Dovyalis caffra, 261 nucleotides long. Lineage: Eukaryota; Viridiplantae; Streptophyta; Magnoliopsida; Malpighiales; Salicaceae. The record is from the annotation of a GenBank genome assembly.